GCUUCGAAGAAUCUGUGGUCCGGCGUUAUAACGUAAUUAAUCGUCGAGUUGUGAAAAUAUACUAUUUUGCUACCGGAUUGAUAACAAAACCGGUAAGGAUCAUGUCUGAGCCAAGUUCGAAAGACACUGUCCUUAAAACGGCAAUGAUUUACGUGUGCGGAGAAUGCCACCACGAAAAUGAAAUGCGCCCGAAGGAUCCGAUCCGUUGCCGGGAGUGCGGGUACCGUAUAAUGUACAAGAAGCGCACGAAACGACUUAUCGUGUUCGACGCCCGAUAGCAUAGAGGAUGGUGCCCGAUGGUGACCGAACUGCUGGCUCUUUGGGUUUUUAAGAAAUAACAGAAGUUCGACAAAAUAAAACAACACUUUUCACCACAUUU
Anopheles cruzii is the source of this 379-nucleotide messenger RNA. RefSeq names its product DNA-directed RNA polymerases I, II, and III subunit RPABC4 (gene Rpb12). NCBI's taxonomy places the organism in Eukaryota, Metazoa, Arthropoda, Insecta, Diptera, Culicidae. The coding region runs from base 102 to 278 and encodes 58 amino acids. Gene Ontology annotation, biological process: DNA-templated transcription. Gene Ontology annotation, molecular function: DNA binding; zinc ion binding; DNA-directed RNA polymerase activity. Gene Ontology annotation, cellular component: RNA polymerase III complex; RNA polymerase I complex; RNA polymerase II, core complex. The transcript is spliced from 3 exons. The record is from RefSeq and is a predicted model, not a curated record.